This is a messenger RNA of Amphiprion ocellaris (clown anemonefish), 2768 nucleotides long. It is a transcript of the gene tmem88bl, whose product is annotated as transmembrane protein 88. Gene Ontology annotation, cellular component: plasma membrane. Bases 206 to 727 code for a protein of 173 amino acids. Lineage: Eukaryota; Metazoa; Chordata; Actinopteri; Pomacentridae. The transcript is spliced from 3 exons. The record is from RefSeq and is a predicted model, not a curated record. Gene Ontology annotation, molecular function: PDZ domain binding.
ACGCACAGAGGAUCCUGACGGCAGCAUCAGUUCAGCAGCGCAGGGUUCAACUCACAGGUGAUUUUCUCUCCCGCUGUCUCUUCGUGAACCGGCAUCGCAACUGUUUUGUUUUGUCUUUUGUACAGAAACUCAAAGCUGCGGGUCAGUUGUUGGGAGAGAAAUACAGCAGACAGAGGAAUAACCGGGAUUUACUGCUACUUCGAGGAUGUGCGGCGUGGAUGUGGACCUGGAAGACGGAGGCUCAGCUGAGGAGGAGAAAGAGGAGGAGUUCUGGAUGGGGGAGGGAGUGAAGAUGCUGCCUCCUCCCGUGGCCCACAGCGGGGGCAGUGCGUGGGGCAGCCGCAGGGGCAGGUGUGGCUGCGUGGCCUGCGGGGCAGUUCUGAUCCUCUGGAACCUGAGCGUGGUCUUGGCCAGCGCUCUGCUCCUGGCUGUGGUCUUCUCUGUGGUGCUGCUGCCUGCAGUGCUGCUGCUCUACGCUGGUUUCCUCUGUCACUCCAGGGUCCUUGAUGCCCCCUCUGCCAUCUGCCGUUACCUUGACGACAACAGCUGCUCUGCCCUCAUCAUCCUGGGCUUUGUGAUGAUGUCUCCGCUCGUGGUCGUGGCCGCUGCAGUUUUCUGCGGCCUGCUCCGGAGGUUCCGACUUCUGCUCUUCAUUCAGCCGAUCACACGAGCCUGGUACAGGGGGAGGCUGCUGGACUGGGCGGGCAGCGUCCACGCCUGGGUCUGAUCAGAGAACAGCUCCUGAGGGUCAUGUGGAAGGAGAGAACAGAAAGUCAAAUCUGUGUAAAAUGAAGCAGGAAGACACAGAGGGUAGACAAAAUAACAGAAACACCUCACAGUUUAAUCAAUGUGACAACAAAUCUCUUUGUUGUUGUGAUCUGUUUUGUCGAGAUUGAGUCACAAGUGUUGCCUUCAACAAACCGGCUUUCUUGAUGACAGUUUGGUGGGCAGAUCAGCAUCACUCUCUCAAUUGUUUGCUCAAGAAUGAAUCUACAACCAGCCGUUGAUUAGCUUAGCUUAGCUUAGCAUAAAGACAGGAAAUGGGCAAACAGCUGAGCUCUGUCCAACAGUUAGAUUAAGGUUAAUAAAACACAAAACACAUAUAUUUAUAUGUCAUGUAUUAAAUAGUGAGAUUUAGAAGUGCUAUUUGUUCUUUGUACAAGGCCUGGUCCCUGGUUCUAUGCUAAGCUAAGCUAAGCUAAGUUUCUCCUGGCUUCGGCCUUAAGUCCUGAUUAUGCUCUUAUGCAGACAUGGGCAGCUGCAGGCACCACAGGACGUGUAGUUGGUAUCAAUAAUGUUAUACUUUAUAUCCAUUUGUACACAAAGUUCUGUGCUACAAAUAUUUUGCAUCCACUCAAGUCCCCUAGAAUCCAUGCAGACACCUCUGUAUGCCGGCCAAAAUUUGUGUCUGGGCAGACGCUACAAGGGCAGCGGUGCACAGGCUCGGCACUAAUGUGUAUGCGUAGAAUACAUAUUUAUGGAAAACACAUUAUGCAUGGAGCAAAGUUGUACCAACAGACUGCAAAUGAACAAGAAAGUAGUAAAAGCGACAACUAUGCACCCGUGGAGUAAAUAGUUGUCCAUGUGCAUGUCUGAGUUCUAUGCCCUUGUCAUUAAACUUUCAGAAAGAAAGCAAAUACAUGUAUUUUUCACAAAUAUCAUACUGUCUGCUUCACAGUUUUCAUUAUUUUGUCUACCUUCUGCACAUUUUGGGUGUCUGUGGUUUUCUUGAAAAAAAUAAGAUUGUACUUAAGUUACUAGUAGCAGUUUCCACACAGUCUUAAUUGGCUUUGAACUAGAAAUUUAAAAUGUUUUUUGUGUUAUAUAGAGGUUGUUUUUUUUAUGUCAAGUUUACAUACAAGCAGCAUAAAGAUUACACAACAUAUUCUGCUCUCAUUCUGUUGAGGGAAUAAAAUGCAACGCGAGAUAGUCGGAAGAGAAAUGAAGAAUAUUUGUGGGAUGUAAAUAAUAAAUAUAGGUUUCCAGACAAACUUAAAUUGGUUGUUGUACUCAAAGAAUUCUAAUUUUCUUUUGAGGAUGCAUCACAAACUGGUUUUUGAAAACAGUAUUUACUAGGAUCUGUAUAUAAAAGUAACAUUUUUGUGAUUUGGUGUUCUGUUGACAUGGCUACCUGAGGGAUUUUCUCAGAAAUGCAACAGUAUUUCUGGUUGGACAUAAGAGUUCUGGCAAAAACUCGAAGCACUUUUUUGAGUUUAACUUGGUCCAGUUUGUUGUGCUCAGUGGGGCCUUCAAACACCCUGGAAAACAAGGUGAAGACUGAAAAAUGUGUGAUAUAAAGCAGCAUGCUGGGACUUUGAUGUUGUCUGUGAGGUGAAUUAAAUGGACAAUGAUGUUUGUACUACAGUUUACCUGAUGUAGCAUCACUAACAGUCGUAUCUUGCUGGAGGGAGUAUAUGAAAUAUAUUUCAUUUUAGUACAUCUUCUAGAUCACAUUGUGUCAUAAAAACACCCUUCAUUAUGAACACAACAUGACAGCAUGACAAUAUAAUGGCUGUUUAGUGGUAGCCAGGUGUUAAAGAGGGAUUUGAAUCAUCGGAUCAGGGGCUCUUCUGCUGCCUCUUUGCUUUCAGGUCAUUUCAAUUCAUCAGUGACAAAUGCACUGCACACCCUUUUUAUCUGCGUCCUCGCUCUGUAAUUAAGUGUUCAGUUCUGCAGUUUCAUUUGUUAGAGGAAAGAAAUGAACCAUAUUUCAUAACAAGCAGGUAUCACUUGUCCUGUGCCACCAUUAUUAAAUUGAAAUAUAUUUA